AUGAAGGCUUCCAGUAUACAGCGUUUAGCUGUAAUCACACGAAGUUGCCAUAAGAGGACUUUCACUACACACUCAGCUCUGCUCCAAAAGAUUCAGCCUCUCGUUCACGAACAGAACCCUAUUCCAGACUACCUCAACUUUCAACAGAAACACACCCACCAUAACGAGCUCAUAAGAGAAAUUUUUGACAACCCUGUUAAGUGGAAGGAGUUCAACAAGUCCUUUAUUCCACAUACAAAGGUGUCACUUACAGGAAAGACAUAUAUACCCCAAGUUGAAGGUUCCAUUGGCCUAUUCCAGAACCCGUAUUUAACCUCACCAGAAGGACUACUGGAGUUUUGUGAAAAGUCACUGUCGGCCGCCAAGAACCUAGUAUCUCAUGUCAUUAUAGAUGAUAGUGAGCAGGGAAAGCUAAAUUACAUUCGUAAUUUGGACCGACUAAGUGAUACUUUGUGCCGAGUGAUAGAUCUAGCUGAGUUUAUCAGAGUUGCUCAUCCGGAUGAGUACUUCGUUGAAGCAGCUCAAAAAUGUCAUGAAAUAAUGUUUGAGUACAUGAAUGUCCUGAACACUACCAGUGAUUUGUUUAACAAGUUGGAAUCAGUUUUGGGCGAUGAAAAGAUUAUAGCAAAACUGUCGCCGGAAGAGAUUAGUGUUGGAAACUUGCUUCUGACAGAUUUCUUGAAAUCAGGUAUCAGCAUGGACGAUAGUACCAAAGACAACUUUAUUCAACUCAGUCAAUUAAUUUCCAUGAAUGGGCAGCAGUUCAACAAGAACCUUCAUGAAUUAGAACAUGAUUCGAUUAAGGUGGAUAAGAAGGAGUUAACCUCUUACGAUUCGUCGACAGAAAAUUCUCUUAUUUACUCUCUGUCUAACAAGAAGAAGAUACCACUGAACAGUCGGGUCUCAACUGAUAUCUUGAGACUAACCAACAACGAAUCACUGAGAAAGAAAAUAUGGUUGGGACUACAUCAGCCAGCGAAAGGUCAAAUCACAUUGUUGGAAAACUUUCUAAAAUAUCGUGGACUGUUGGCCCAUUUCAUGGGUAAGAGCAGCUUUGCAGAAUAUCAACUAAGUGAAAAGAUGGCCAAAACUCCUGAAAAUGUUAUGACCUUCCUGAAAAAGAACUUGAAAGAUAUCGAAGAGGAUGUCAUCUCUGAGCUCAGAACACUGAUAAAGUUUAAAGUUGAAAAUUCCGAUAAACUAUCCGAUGAGCAAGUUAUUGAAAUGGUGAAACCCUGGGAUAGAGACUACCUUACCACGCUAUAUCUGUCAAGUAAAAGAUCUUCUAAUACGGAGGAUAUAUCCCAGUAUCUUUCCGUAGGAGUUGUACUUCAAGGUUUGUCUGAUCUUUUCCAGUCGAUAUAUGGUAUCCAAUUUAAAGCUGUUCCGCUGAAACCAGGUGAGGCAUGGCAUAAUGGUGUUCGAAAGUUUCAUGUCACCAGUGAAACAGAAGGAUUUGUAGGUAUAAUCUACCUGGAUUUAUUCCAUAGGGAGUCGAAGACGCUAAAUCCUGCGCAUUUCACGGUGUGCUGUUCAAGAAAGAUUUACCCCGAAGAACUAGACGAAAACGAUCCUUUCAAAGUUGAAAUUCCAGGCAAAGAGGGGCAAUUGGUUCAGGUUAGUACUGCUCCUGAUGGAACCACGAGCCAGCUACCAGUGAUCUCCCUGGUGUGCUCCUUCAACCAAGAGGAAGGAGGUGUUUCUCUUCUAUCACUUUCACAAGUGGAAACGCUUUUCCAUGAGAUGGGGCACGCAAUGCACUCCAUGCUAGGGAAGACAAAACUUCACAACGUCAGUGGAACCAGAUGUGCCACUGAUUUUGUAGAAUUGCCCUCCAUUUUGAUGGAACAUUUUGCCAAUGAUACCAGAGUUUUGAUGAGUUUUGCAAAACAUUACAGGACCAACGAGCCAUUACCAUUAAAACUACUACAAAACUAUUCAUGUUUCAACUCUUUUCUGAAUAAUUGUGAGACUUUUGGCCAAAUAAAAAUGGCCAUACUGGACCAAGUUUUGCAUUCCAAUGUGGUAUUCGAUAAAGAUUUUGAUUCCAUUGACCUUUACCACAAAUUAGAGACUCAAUUGAAGAUAUUUGCAGACACUGAAUCAAAGUGGCCCGGAAAGUUUGGACAUUUAUUUUCCUACGGUGCUGUCUACUACUCUUAUCUCUUCGAUAGAGCCAUUGCCAAGAAGAUUUGGGAGCAUUUGUUUGCUAAAGAUCCUCUUAGCAGAGAAAAUGGAGAAAAAUUCAGAAACAAAGUCCUCAAAUGGGGAGGGUCCAGGGAUCCUUGGGAAUUAGUCGCCGAUGUUCUAGACGAACCAGAGUUAAAGAAAGGAGAUAUCAAGGCGAUGGAAUUUAUUGGGCGCAGGUAG
Messenger RNA from Komagataella phaffii GS115, 2370 nucleotides. RefSeq names its product Mitochondrial intermediate peptidase. The record is from RefSeq and is a predicted model, not a curated record. Lineage: Eukaryota; Fungi; Ascomycota; Pichiomycetes; Pichiales; Pichiaceae. Gene Ontology annotation, cellular component: mitochondrion. The coding region runs from base 1 to 2370 and encodes 789 amino acids. Gene Ontology annotation, molecular function: metalloendopeptidase activity. The transcript has a single exon. Gene Ontology annotation, biological process: peptide metabolic process.